Messenger RNA from Helobdella robusta, 501 nucleotides. RefSeq lists its product as hypothetical. Bases 1 to 501 code for a protein of 166 amino acids. The record is from RefSeq and is a predicted model, not a curated record. NCBI's taxonomy places the organism in Eukaryota, Metazoa, Annelida, Clitellata, Rhynchobdellida, Glossiphoniidae. The transcript has 3 exons.
AUGGCGGAAGGAAUAAUUGUCGAGGUGAGGUUGCAAAAAAGUGUUAAUCAAAAUAGUCCGGACGUUCUGGAAUUUUUUGAAGAGCAUGGCAAUACACUGAGUGAUGUCCAAAAAAAGACCACUGUUGAACCUCAUAGGCCUACGCAAUAUAAAAUAUCAGCUAGUAAAGUUGUAUAUCGGAAAACAUUUUAUCACAUUGGUAAUAUUUCAAAGACUUGUGCAUUUAAUGUUGUUGACCACCUUGAAUCAAUUUAUGUUAAAGUUUUGUCUUGCUACCCUGUAUUCAAGAGGAGAGAUGACAAAAUAAAACUUGAUGAAACCCACUCUUCUUCGUUAUUCCGGUUGUGUGUAGAUGAGAAGUAUGCGGAAAUAGUUGAAAGAUCAAGUUCUUGGCCUGAUUAUGUUCAGGUUAGGAAUUGGGUUUUCAAUAACAACAGCAAAAGUGGCAGCACCAGAAAUGCCGAUGUCAAUGCCAGGACAUGUUCUGAUGUGAAACGAUGA